UUGGUGGGUUUCUGACCCAUCAGACAAAACGUAGACAAAAUUUAAUGCAAUAAAAGAUACCCUGACAAUUCAUGGUAGAAAUGUAAACAGAAAAACGUGUUACCAAUUUAGGGAAGCAUUGAUACGGGAUCAGUUCAUUCGUGUUCGUUGCAGGCAUUGAUGAGAGCUCUGUUGGUGUUGAUGGAACAUAAUAAAACAUUAUCACCAUCAACAUAGUAAGUUGCGUAUGUGUUGAUGGAAACUAGUAGCAUAGUAGGAUAGUUUCAUCAUCAACAUAGUAAGCUGCGCAAGUGUAAAUGGAGUGGCGUGCGUGGUCGUGCGUCUGGCAGACGGCCGCUGCUGUCGUACUCCUGACGACGACUGCCAGCUCCUGGCAGCGGUAUGAGCGGGAAGCUGGCAACCCAUCAGGAUCGCUCAGUGAAAGACCUGAAGGUCCGCUCAGUGAGAGAUGGGCGGUGGUGGGGGGCAGUGUGGUGCUGCCCUGUGACGUGACAGCCCCACAGCCCGGAGACGCUCCUCUACUCGUGCUCAUCAGCAAGGGCGACACGCCGGUCUACAGCGUCGACGCCAGAGACAGCGGACGGUUUGGCACGGCCGUACAAUGGUCGUCUCCUGAAGCCAUUGCGAACAGAGGCCGUUUCCUGAUGACCGAAGGUGGCGGGCUCGAGAUUUCCUCCGUGCAAGCGGCCGACAAGAGCGACUAUCACUGUCGGGUUGAGUUCCAUAAUUCGCCUACAAGGAACUCCAGGGUUAGACUGCACCUCGUGGUGGCGCCGUCGAAUCCAAUUAUAGAAGACGAGACCGGAAAAAUUCUGAGCGGAGUCAUCGGGCCGUACGCCCUUGGCGAUACCAUCACCCUGGGCUGCAAAGUUAGAGGCGGUUACCCACUGCCUCGCGUCACUUGGUGGCAUGAACGCUUCCUGCUCGAUGACAUCAGCGAGAUCACCGACGGUGUCUUGACGGUCAACAAAAUAACGCUACCGAACCUCAGUCGGCAGCACCUGGACAGGAAACUGACGUGUCAGGCACACAACAGCAACCUCACCAAGCCCAUCCAAACAUCCAUCGUCCUCAACAUGAGCUUUCCCCCUGCGAGCGUGGACAUCGUGGGCCGGGAAGGUCCGCUAGCUGCAGGUCAGCAGUACACGCUGACGUGUCAGAGCACAGGCUCCCGGCCUGCCGCCUCGCUGGUGUGGUCGCUAGACGGCGUUAAGCUCAACAGCUCAGUCGAGGUCGUUCUCCACGGACAGACUCAAUCGACCCUGCAAUUGUCCGCCGCGAGGGAAGUGAACGGCAAAGUAUUGGUGUGCAGGGGAACGAAUCCCGUUCUUCCUCACCUCUUCAAAGAGGACCGAAGAAUACUCGACGUUCAAUAUCCGCCUGAGUUGCACCUCAGUCUCGGGCGGAACCUCAACAUUGACGACAUCAAGGAAAGAGACGACAUCUACUUCGUGUGUCAAGACUUUGCCAACCCUAAAGUAGAUUCAAUCGUGUGGUUCCACAAUGGAAGUGAAGUGAAAACGAACAGAAGUGAAGGCAUCAUCCUGAGCACGCGAAGUCUUGUACUGCAGCGCGUGUUAAAGACUGCCAGCGGUCAGUACACUUGCGGAGCCAGCAACGUACAGGGCUCUGCCACUUCCAAUGCCAUCACGCUCAACGUCCACUACGCCCCGGUGUGCGCACACGGCCAGCAAUGGGUGUACGGCAGCGGCAGACGUGACCUCGUCAACAUAACCUGCGACGUGGAAGCCUCUCCUUUACCUCACUCGUUCUCAUGGUCCUUGAACUCAUCGUCCACUGACCUGCUAGACGUGCCGCGUAGCAAAGUUUUCAACAGAGAACUCAGUUCUGUUCUUGCCUACACGCCGCACACGCCGCUGGAUUACGGCUCUUUGUUGUGCUGGGCCGAGAACUCGGUCGGCAGGCAGAAAGAUCCUUGCGUAUUCCAGGUUGUGCCAGCGGCAGUGCCGGAGCCUGUGCACAAUUGUUCUGCAUGGCACAACAACAGCGCAGCGGGUCAGGUCGUCAUACUCUGCUGGCCGGGCUGGAACGGAGGGCUGGAGCAGACCUUCAGCCUCCAUGUGAACGAAGGCGAUGAACAUUCACUAGUAGCAUCAAAAAAGAAUCAAGAAAGCCCCCGCUUCACCGUAACAGGACUGAAGCCCGGUAAAGAGUACACAUUACACGUGAUCGCAAGCAACAGUCAAGGUGAGACCAAGCCCGUCACUCUACGCCACCUCACACCUAUCGACAUCGCUGAGAAAAGACUGAGUAAAACUUUGACGGAAACCGGAGUCGGCGUGUCAACUGCCAUCGGGGUAUUGGUUGGAGUGGGGUCAGUGUUAUUACUGUGCUGCGUCAUGUCGGUGGUGCUCUUCAAGGCUCGGGCUGCCACGAACAUGAGGAAAUUGCAGGCAACGCAGAUGGAAGUUAGUGAGCGAAACGAUGACGAUGACGCGUGCUUCAAGUCGGACAGCGAACCUGAUGUCAUCCUCACGACUGCACAAUCGAAAGGCUGCAAAGAAGACCACCAACUUACGCUGACAAGUGAGCUGGUGACAGACAACACUCAGCAGUCUCAACCUGUCGUACCAGACCAGAGAUCUGCCCAACCUCAGGCGGGUGCCGGAGGGCGAUCUGACCUCGCCAUGUUUGCGAGCGGCACGCAAGCGGACAAUCCAGACCAAACAUCAAUGCCGGGCCACAACAGGCCAAACCUGUACCCUGGCCAGCCGAGUCAUGGAACAGGGGUUCCAGGCCUCAGUGGACGUCAAUUCAGCCCUCCUUUAAACCCCGAGCUUCUCUGCUCUGAAGCACCUUAUUAUGAUAUGUGUCAGCAAAUGGGUCAAGCUUACAAUAAAAUGCCCUCUACCAGCGAAAUAGAGAAUACUCCAUUUUUUAGAAGACACGAUAGAACGUACAAUACGAAAAACGAGUGUAAUUCCAGCCUGUCAAACUUGAGCCUUGUGCCUGAAGUUAUUAAAGGUAAACAAGCUGCAACGUUUGAGCAAGCACUACAUUACGGUGCUGGCGAAGGAGAUUUGUUAAUAGACGCAAGAUUGCGUGGUACUCUAACAAGGAAUCGAAAAAUUCCAAUUUCAGAAGAAAUGACUCCUGUUUUAGUGGGAAACAUUAAAAAGAAGAACAGUGAGAACACUCCGCCAUCCACGCGAUUUCCGAACUCACCUGUAACGUCUCCGCAGAGGGAAAGCGUUGUCUAGAGUUCCUUUUUCGUAUUAUUACUUGAAGAAUUUUAGACGAAGAUAUCAAAUGCUCCAUUGAAACUGAUGGAGAUCAUUUAUGGAACUGUCCUGGUGCAGAAUUUUUUAAUGUGACCUUCUCGUUAUAAGUGUUCUAGCAUGUGUCUGUUUUCUGACGCAAUAUUGAUGAAGCUGUAGCUAUUUACUGAAAUAUUUAAUUAAGGAACGGGAUACUAAUUGGAUUU
Hyalella azteca is the source of this 3445-nucleotide messenger RNA. RefSeq names its product nephrin. Gene Ontology annotation, molecular function: protein binding. The record is from RefSeq and is a predicted model, not a curated record. NCBI's taxonomy places the organism in Eukaryota, Metazoa, Arthropoda, Malacostraca, Amphipoda, Hyalellidae. The transcript is spliced from 15 exons. The coding region runs from base 297 to 3221 and encodes 974 amino acids.